Staurois parvus is the source of this 585-nucleotide messenger RNA. Lineage: Eukaryota; Metazoa; Chordata; Amphibia; Anura; Ranidae. The record is from the annotation of a GenBank genome assembly.
UCUGGACUGUCCAUAAUAUUAAAGGGUGCCUCAGGAGUAUCCAUAAAUCUAAAGGGUGCUUCGGGACUGUUCAUAAUUUUAAAGGGUGCCUCGGGACUGUCCAUAAUUUUUAAGGGUGCCUCGGGACUGUCCAUAAUUUUAAAGGGUGCCUCGAGACUGUCCACAAUUUUAAAGGGUGCCUCGGGACUGUCAAUAAUUUUAAAGGGUGCUUUGGAACUGUCCGUAAUUUUAAAGGGUGCCUCGGGACUGUCCAUAAUUUUAAAGGGGUGCCUCAGGACUGUCCACAAUUUUAAAGGGUGCCUCGGGACUGUCCAUAAUUUUAAAGGGUGCCUCGAGACUGUCCACAAUUUUACAGGGUGCCUCGGGACUGUCCAUAAUUUUAAAGGGUGCCUCAGGACUGUCCAUAAAUCUAAAGGGUGCCUCAGGACUGUCCAUAAAUCUAAAGGGUGCCUCAGGACUGUCCAUAAAUCUAAAGGGUGCCUCAGGACUGUCCAUAAAUCUAAAGGGUGCCUCGGGACUGUCCACAAUUUUAAAGGGUGCCUCAGGACUGUCCAUCAUUUUAAAGGGUGCCUCAGGACGGUCCAU